ACACACACACACACACACACACAGAGGCAGAAGAGGAGGAUAAAAGGAGCGUGGCAGAGGAGAGGUCUAAAGGAGCAAACAGCGGGAUUGAGGGAAAAGAAAAACUUCAGAGGGAAAGAAAAAACGAGAGAGUGAGAGAGAGAGUGAGAGAGAGAGAAGAAGUGUGAUCUUCAGGUUGUGAGCAGACAGCAUUUUGAAACUCUGUCCCUCUGACACAGACGCUCAGCUCUCGCGGGAGAGAACAGAGUUUCUCCUCUCCUCUCUGACUGCUCCCCUCAGAGGAGGCGCUCAGACAGGCAGGGAAAGUGGCGCUGGGUUGGUUUUUUCACGACCUUUAGGUGAGUGAAAGAAGGGGGCCGGUAUACUUUGAACAGUAGUGUACUUGGGGUUGUUGUUUUUUAAGAUGGAGGACGUGGAAAACUACACCAGUUUACAGGAGUUCACUGAGGAUUCAUCCCAGUACAGCCACAAACCCAUCCUCCACACAGCACAAGGUGUUAAGAGAGGGGCGGAGUGUCUGAGGGGUAGAACCACUGUCUUCCUGCUCGUGGCUCUGUUGGCUUCAGUCUGUGCAAAUAUCGCACUGGGAGUUCUCUUGGUUAACAGGUCCAGUGUGGGUGUGGGGAUCCAGUCGGUGAAGGAGAAGUCUCCAGAAGAACCUCCAUCCCUCUCUCUCAAACUCCUCGCCCUGCAGGAGCGAUUCUCCCGUCUGUGUCGCGACUACACCGCGCUGGGCGACACCUGCUCACAGACCGUGAGGAAAUGCAGGCCAUGUCCUGAGGGCUGGUUGUACAUUGAUGAGAAAUGUUAUUAUUUUAGUGAAGAUAAACUGGACUGGCAGAGAAGCAGAGACAGCUGUGUUUCAAUGGGGGGUCAUCUCACCAUUCUACAUACUCACAAACAACACGAUGAUCUGGAGAAAGAGGCGCGUGCGAUUGGUGGGUUUGAAUAUCAUUUCUGGAUUGGCCUAUCAGAUUCAGAGACAGAGGGCGAGUGGAAGUGGGUGGACAACACACCCGUCAAUAAAACGUACUGGAACGAGUGGGACUCACAGCCUGAUAACCAUCAGUCUGCCGGCCUCCACGGGGAGGAUUGCGCCGUCCUGGACUCGCGUGCCAAGACGUGGCAUGACGUGCCCUGUGAUUACCUUUACAAACGCAUCUGUGAAAUGGACGCUAUUAAUAUCGACUGAUCGCUCUUCAAUAUAUACGCAUCUGUGAAAAACGAAAUGAAUAAAACUGUCUAACUGGAAUGACUGUCAGUGAGCUGUAGAAAUGAAGAGGUUUUGAGAAAAAUGAACUGUUUUUUUAAAACCGUGAACUGGUAUAGAGAAAAUGCACUGGUUUUAUAUCGUUGAUGGGUUUUUUUUCCCUUUUCUUUUGUUUUAUUCCAUUUCUCAAAUUUCUCUUUUACACAAGUUAUGUCAACACACACACACACACACACACACACACACAUACACACACACACACACACACACAAAGAAAAAAGAAUAAAUUUUUUUGUAUGAAACAUGGA
This is a messenger RNA of Chanos chanos (milkfish), 1518 nucleotides long. RefSeq names its product C-type lectin domain family 4 member E. The transcript has 6 exons. Lineage: Eukaryota; Metazoa; Chordata; Actinopteri; Gonorynchiformes; Chanidae. The record is from RefSeq and is a predicted model, not a curated record. Bases 404 to 1192 code for a protein of 262 amino acids.